This is a messenger RNA of Exaiptasia diaphana, 1389 nucleotides long. RefSeq names its product probable calcium-binding protein CML16. The record is from RefSeq and is a predicted model, not a curated record. Bases 288 to 773 code for a protein of 161 amino acids. Gene Ontology annotation, molecular function: calcium ion binding. NCBI's taxonomy places the organism in Eukaryota, Metazoa, Cnidaria, Anthozoa, Actiniaria, Aiptasiidae. The transcript is spliced from 2 exons.
UAUACAGCGUCGAAUAUUACUUCUCGCAUGACUAGUAUUUGCGGAUAUUAUUUACAUCACUGGAGGAUCGAUGCAUCAAAUACGAAGACAUUCCUGAACGCAAUUUUUGCGUCAUCUCACAGAGAGAAGUUAAUUAAUCCUCAGCGAUUGUUUACUUCUUAGUAUUGUCUUACCUCACUAAACACGUUUUGACCAGACGAAGACAUUUUAAUAUGCGCGACAUGAAAAAGAGAACUUUUAAUUUUUCAUCUAAAAAAGUGUUUCUCUAGAACGCCACAGACGAAAUUAUGGAAGCAAAUGUAAAGUACUUUGCUGAAUCUACACCAAAGGUUGUUCUUCAAAGUUUAUUCGCUAAGUAUGACUUUAAUAACAAUGGUUUUCUAGAACAAGAUGAGYUAAGAGAUCUUCUUGAACAGGACCUUGGCAUGAAUUCUGAUCAGUCCGAGGUACUACUACUUUUAAUUGACAAGAAAGGAGAUCAUAAGGUAACAUUGAAUGASUUGGUUGAAUGGCUACACAGUACUGACCGUUAUCGAUAUAUCCAAGAUACCUCAAGGUUUUCUAUCAUAUCCAAAGCAGUGGAAUUAUUUAAAGUAUUUGAUAAAAAYGAUAACGGAUCAUUGGAUCGCAAAGAGUUCGACUUGUUGGUGAGAUCUCUUGGAUAUACUCACGUGAAUUGUGACAAAGAGUUUCACAACAUGGAUCAUGAUGGYAAUGGAAUUAUCUCGUUUUUGGAAUUCUUAACUUGGCUGAAUUGGAUCCCUUCGCUCUAAAGUGAAUCGAUCGCAUUUGAAUUUAUCCCAUGUGAAAUGAUCCGAUGUAUAUCGAUCUCAUGUGAAUUGAUCCCAUCCAUGURAAUUGAUCCCAUGUAAAUCGAUCCUAUAUGAAUUGAUACCAUGUACACUACUUUUUGAGGCACAGUACAUGACAGGUUAGUAACGAGGUAUAUAGUUUUAUCGAUCUCUGAUCCUCAAAAAUGAUUCCUAAUCCACYCCUGAAUGAUUCCUAGGACAAUUGCUCCCGAUUCCAAAGCUUGCACUCUGUUCCCGGAGCACAGAAAAAAUUUAGAGCCCAAUAGAAAUAGCGCUGGUUCCAUAUGCCUCGUUACUUCACUUCMCUGAAAUGAAUGAAAUAUUGGUGACACAGCUGAUUAAGAUGUAAAACAAUUAUUAAAUCAGUUUUUUUUUGUUUUUUGUUUUUAAAUAGUUAAUGAGCGCCAAAGGCGUGAAUUUUGUAGGGGAUCCUGGGGGCAGUCUUGGGACUUUUGAGAGCAUCAUGAAGAUAUAUGAUCCAUCAAAUAUAUGAAAAUUGUGCGUAACUUAACAAUGAAAAAAGACGUCUUUGAUCGUGACAAUAACAAAUUUAUUUGAUAAAACAAUAUAUAAUGAA